This is a messenger RNA of Lycium ferocissimum, 1160 nucleotides long. RefSeq names its product cysteine-rich receptor-like protein kinase 10. The transcript is spliced from 5 exons. Gene Ontology annotation, biological process: protein phosphorylation. NCBI's taxonomy places the organism in Eukaryota, Viridiplantae, Streptophyta, Magnoliopsida, Solanales, Solanaceae. Gene Ontology annotation, molecular function: protein kinase activity; ATP binding. Bases 1 to 957 code for a protein of 318 amino acids. The record is from RefSeq and is a predicted model, not a curated record.
AUGCAAGCUUGGGAGUGUUUGGGUAAACUUCCUAAUGGCCAAGAGAUAGCUGUGAAGAGGCUAUCAAAUAGUUCAGGGCAAGGCAUAGAAGAAUUUAAGAAUGAGAUCGUAUUGAUCGCUAAGCUUCAACACCGAUAUUUAGUGAGACUACUGGGAUAUUGCUUUGAAGGACAGGAAAAGAUACUUGUCUAUGAAUUUGUUCCCAACAAAAGCCUCGACUAUUUCUUAUUUGUUUUUAUAGAUCCUGAAAAGCAGCAUCUACUAGAUUGGUCGAGACGCUACAAGAUUAUAGGAGGUAUUGCGCGUGGACUGCUUUACCUUCAUGAGGAUUCUCGUCUAAGAAUUAUACACCGCGAUCUCAAAGCAAGCAAUAUAUUGUUAGAUGCUGAAAUGAAUCCCAAAAUAUCAGAUUUUGGAAUGGCAAGAAUAUUUGAAAUCGAUCAAAGUGAAGAAAUAACAGGCAGGAUUGUUGGGACAUACGGUUACAUGUCACCGGAGUAUGCUAUGCACGGACAAUACUCUGUUAGAUCUGAUGUUUUCAGCUUCGGUGUUCUACUUUUGGAGAUCAUAAGUGGAAAAAAGAAUAGUACAUUUUACCAAUCAGAUGGUUUUGAAGAUCUUCUUAGCUAUGUUUGGAAGAAUUGGAGAGACGGGACACCAUUGAACAUUAUGGAUCCAACUUUUGGAGAGUCAUACUCAAGAAAUGAAGUGAUGCAGUGUAUACAUAUUGGAUUGUUAUGUGUUCAAGAAGAUGUUAACGAAAGACCUACGAUGGCAUCUGUGGUGCUCAUGCUUAAUAGCUACUCUGUCACCAUGCGAGUGCCUCAGCAACCUGCAUUCUUUUUUCGUAGUCGAUCAGAGAUGAUACCGAAAGGGCUAGAAUCAGAUCAAUCUACAAGCAAGUCAAUUCCAUUGUCCAUAAAUGACGUAUCCAUUACAGAAUUGGAGCCAAGAUAGAUGGAUACAAUGAUGGAGUUUUAAGUGUACCAUUUAGUGGGAACACCUACUGAUACAGGUCAACUUAACCUGAUGGUGCAAGAAAUUUAUAUAAUGUCUUAUAUUCUAUAUGUUAUAUAGAGGAAUUAGGUGAUUGAAUGAGACAAGCUAAGAGGGUUAUAUUCCUAAUUUCCCAUGCGAUUGGAGUCUUAGUUCAUGACGCA